Messenger RNA from Solenopsis invicta (red fire ant), 1336 nucleotides. RefSeq names its product S-adenosylmethionine decarboxylase proenzyme (gene SamDC). Gene Ontology annotation, molecular function: adenosylmethionine decarboxylase activity. Gene Ontology annotation, biological process: spermine biosynthetic process; spermidine biosynthetic process. The coding region runs from base 243 to 1280 and encodes 345 amino acids. The transcript is spliced from 6 exons. Lineage: Eukaryota; Metazoa; Arthropoda; Insecta; Hymenoptera; Formicidae. The record is from RefSeq and is a predicted model, not a curated record. Gene Ontology annotation, cellular component: cytosol.
CUCUGGCGUGGUCAGUGUGUCAGUCAGUCUACGAUCACGCGUCACCGGGAGUAGUGUCUCGCUUACGCUCCGUGUAAUUUACGCAUCCAAGUCUAUCUUUUCUGUUGUCGGCGCAGAGAUCAGUGACAGAGAUAGAAGAGUCGGCGGGACGGGAAGCUGGACUGCGGGUCACACAGUUGCGUGCCGUUUUGCAAUUUUUGGGCUGAGAGAGACGACAGCGCGCGGGCCGACGGCGAGAGAGGAUGGCGGACACCAAGGACGACUGCGCCGACAACGUGCAAUUCUUCGAGGGCGUCGAGAAGCUCCUCGAGGUCUGGUUCACCAGCACCAAGGGCCUCAAGCAGCAUCAGGGUGAUCUCCGGCAGAUACCGCGGCAAAAAUGGGAAUCACUGCUGAAGAUCGUCCGUUGCGAAAUCAUUAGUUUCUGCCGAAACGAUCAAGUGGACGCCUACGUCCUGAGUGAGAGCAGUAUGUUUGUGUCCAAACGCAGACUCAUACUGAAGACUUGCGGCACUACUACACCUCUGCAGUGCCUGGAGCCGCUUCUGGAGCUCGUUGAGGAGUACACUGGCUUUGACGAUGUCGAGAACGUCUUUUACUCCCGAAAGAAUUACAAGAAACCGGAGAUCCAGAUAUCGCCGCACCAAACGUUCGAGGAGGAAGUCUCUCUGCUGGAUUCCCUCUUCCCUGAUGGUGAAGCUUAUUGCAUGGGCUCGCCCGAGACAGACUGCUGGUAUCUCUACACUUUGAUCCGCGACAAGCCGCUGCAGGAUCCACCGGAGCCAGAUCAAACUCUGGAAAUACUCAUGACGGAACUGGAUCCAGACGUGAUGUCAAUCUUUACCAGGGACGUUUGCUCGUCCGCCGACGAGGCGACAGUCAAGUCUGGGAUCGACAAGCUCAUCCCCACUAUGAUCAUAGAUGACUUCCUGUUCGAGCCAUGCGGAUACUCUAUGAACGGAAUAUCUAAGAAUGGUAGCUACAUGACGAUCCACAUCACGCCGGAGCUUGAGUUCUCAUACGUGUCAUUCGAGUGCAACGUCUCCGAGACGUCAUACGACGAGAUAAUUCGUCGCGUGUUGAACACCUUCAAGCCGGGCAAGUUCGUCGUGACGAUCUUCGCCAACGAGCAGUCCGCGGCGGCCAAUUGCCCGCGCGAACUCGAGAAGCGGUCCGACUAUCUGAACCGCUCCGGCGACUGGCUGCGCACCGACGUGCAAUACUGUCGCUUCCCCAACUACGAUUUGACCUGCGCCUUCUUCUCGCGCUUCCCGAGCUGAGGGUUCAAGGACGCUUCAUUCGUCUCGCAACCCGGGACCAAUGAAGCGCGCACCAC